AUGUCGUCGGCGUUACAAAAGAACGCACCAGUCCUACCUAUAGAGAUAUGGUCUGAAAUUCUCGUUCGGCUUUACUGGACCGACCAUUCGGCAUUAAAGUCAGCUUCUUUAACCAAUCGCAAGCUACGUGACAUUGCCGCGCCUAUCUUAUUCCGAACUUUGCAGAUGGAAUUAUUCCCCUCAAAUCGAAAAUGGCGUCUGAAGAAUGUGGGCAUAAUUCCAUUGAAGCAUGUCAGAGUCAUUGUGGUGACAGGCAUCGGCUGGCAGCGCGGCAUUGGAGACUGGGCAGGGGAUGGCUUAUUGAAAGUGAUUGAGUCUGCCACCGGCCUCCAAGAAUUCCAGUACAUGCCGGGCUUUGCUCUUUUCAAAAUUCACCAGCUUUAUCCACAUGUUAUCGUGCAUAUCAAUAGCAUGGAUGUUUGUCUGGCACAGCGAAGGCGACCCCGUCAUCCCAUCGAGCGAUCUAUUCCUUAUCUUGAAUGCCUUCGCUCCCUUACCUCGGAGUGGUUUGACUUCGAUUCUAUAUCCAAACCUCCUACUAAUGCCAAUGCUAGCUAUCAAGCUCGCCUGAAGGACAUUAUAUGCGCCAGUCAUAAUUUGGAGACUUUGAAGCUCAUCAAAAGAGGAAACGGCUCGUGGCCCCCUCCAAGGGGAAUGAUCACAUUGCAGGAAGGCGAUGUUCUGCCGAAACUGAAGCAUCUACACCUUUACCAUAUGUACCUUGAUGAGACACAAAGCCUUUUGUGGGCAAAGUCUCUUCAGUGGGAAACACUCGAAUCCUUAUCAUUGGUAAAUGGUGAAUGGGUUGAUUUAGUUCCUGGUAUCGCAAAUCGUCUAAAGAGCCUCAAGUCAUUUGAGGUUUCCCUCUCCGAAUCUUACCCCAAAUUGAGGGAUUGGGUUCAAUUCGAUGAAAAGCUAGAUCCACCGCCUCUUUACUGGAAGCGAGCAGCACAAUUGUGUCUCUUUCUCGAAUCCAUGCCUCUUCUUGAGAAGUUUGUUGGCUACUAUGUUCCGCAAUCAAUUCUUGACACUCUUUCAAAACUCCAUGGCGAGACACUAAAGCAUUUACGGUUUCGGAGCACGCCUCGCGGACACUUGGCUCCGAAUGAGCGUCCUUGGCCUCCAAGCAUCGAAAAUCUAGAAACUCUAGCGGACCGGUUUCCCAAUCUUCAGUCUCUGGGUCUUGACCUUGACUGGAUAUAUCAAGAAUGGCCUUAUGAGACUAUGACCAAUAUACGCCAACUCAAACAUCUCAAACACCUGGAAAUAAAUAUCCCUAGUGUAUUUUCCCGAUUUGGCACUCCAAAGCAUGACUUCGGUGUCUUUGGUGUGAAUAAAAUGGAUGACAAUGCCUGUAAGCGGCUUAUACGAUUCUUUGAAAUGGGCUUAGACUCCGUUGCCCUCUAUUCGUUACACAUCAAAAUCGGAGAAUGGGAAGAUGCCAAGUGGUCUCCAAAAACUCAUUUUCCCAGGAAUGAGCCGAUGAUUAUUGGGGAACGCGACUCCUCUGGGGGCAUGCACUUUCAUCGCAUAUACCCACCCAACCGAGAGAGCAAAAUGAUUGAUCCAUAUAUGAUAAUGGUCCCCUAUUCCCGAGAUCUUUAUCAAAGCCUCUUAGAGAUUCAUGGCUAUGAUCGCCCAGGCUCCAUGGACAGUGGCAAUUCCACUCGCGUGAGUUCCGACUCGAUGUGGGGAACCUUAUUAUAA
Molecule: messenger RNA, 1707 nt
Organism: Penicillium verhagenii
Lineage: Eukaryota; Fungi; Ascomycota; Eurotiomycetes; Eurotiales; Aspergillaceae
Exons: 4
Coding region: 1-1707 (568 amino acids)
Source: RefSeq, a predicted model, not a curated record